AUGGACUCUAACGCCACAUCCACUUCUAAAGUACCCCAUGAAGCCAUUCGGUUCGCCAUCCGCGAAAACUUCCCGUCCAUUCUCGAGCCUUCUCACGCUCUCGGCGAUAUUUUGAUGUCAAUGCUGACAAAGAUCAACACGCUCCACGAAAUAGCCAGCAGCACGAUUCGCGAUACAAGAGGAAAGGAGAUGACAGAUGCAAUAGAUGCGCUCCUUGAUGAAUGUGCAGAGGUGGAAGCGCAGUUCAAGGUUUGGCACGAGAAGCUCAAUGUUGCUUGUGUGAUGAUAAAAAUGUUUGGUUCACCCCACUCUACGUCGCGUCACCUCCGACGCCGCCAGCAGAACUACUCGUGGGACCACGGCUAUCUCUACCAAUCCGAGCUCACACCCGUACCCUCCUAUGAAGACCUCUCUAUACCCACUGCCAUCCACACCCCAAUCGACCUCCCCUCUCGCGUCAGCGCUCUGAACCGCCGCGCAGCUAUCGUCUCGGCCAACCUUACUCAUCUCACCGCCGUUGUCAAGCCGCUUGAAACGAUCAAACCCGAUGACCUUAGCGAAGCCCAUCUUAGCGACAUGUGGGAGGAAGGUGUGUGCUUGGGCAAGGCCAUGGAGGAGUUCAAAGAGCAGAUGGAAGAAGUGAGCUUGGUACUGGAGGAAUUGCUCAUCGGUCGCAAGAAGGGAAUGAAGAUCUUGGGUGGAGUUGGCUUGGGCUUGGGCUUGGAGAGUAGUAGGAGUCUGUCUAGGGGCUUCGGUAGGAGGAGGGGCUUGGGCUUCUGA
Messenger RNA from Alternaria incomplexa, 780 nucleotides. RefSeq lists its product as uncharacterized. The record is from RefSeq and is a predicted model, not a curated record. The transcript is spliced from 2 exons. Bases 1 to 780 code for a protein of 259 amino acids. NCBI's taxonomy places the organism in Eukaryota, Fungi, Ascomycota, Dothideomycetes, Pleosporales, Pleosporaceae.